AUGAAGCCCUCCACAAUGUCCACCUCCAGUGGAGCCCUAUGUAAAUCCAUUGCCAUCUCAGGCCUUGCACUUUUCAUGCUCUACACGGUUUGGUCCAAUCAUGCCAAUACUAACUACACUGCUGCAGAUCUUCCUCUCACCAAUCUUCAACUCAAAUGGCCAACUUCCCCUUUCGCAACAAGUUCAUCACCCAACAAUAUCAGCACUAACGUCGUUCCUCCAACCGAUAUCAGCCACAUUGGGUUCAUAGUAGUGAGCUCCUUGGCGACAUGGAAGCACAGGAAGCCUACACAGAGUCCUGGUGGAGGCCGAAUUCGACAAGAGGCUAUGUCUUCCUAG
Linum tenue is the source of this 339-nucleotide messenger RNA. The record is from the annotation of a GenBank genome assembly. Lineage: Eukaryota; Viridiplantae; Streptophyta; Magnoliopsida; Malpighiales; Linaceae.